ACACCAUUGUUUCCAUACAGUAUAUCAGAUAUUAGUCUGAAUUAGGGUUCUAUUCAAUGACUGAAUGUUGAAUUGCUAUACGCUCUGCUUUAGCUUGUUUUUAGGGUUUUGUUUUUUUGUUCUGCGCUGUCAAAGGUAACUUAUUCCCAUCCAUAUACUGUAUUUUUGAACUGGAGACAUUUAACAGCAAAAUUUAUAAAACGUUUCUGACCCAAGCGGGCAAUGUUAAACGCUUGUUUGUUUAAAAAUAAUACUGACUUAAACCCUUAAGGUGGUUCUUGGCUAGCUGUGUAAGCUAACUGACUGAGCGGGAUGAGCUAGCUGGUGUACAGAAGAGAUUAUUCCACUCUCUGUUCACCAAUGGCAGUAUUACUGACUCGCUGGAAUUGUGUUCGAUUUUAAGGAGUGUUAUUUCAGUAUGUGGAAUUUGGACUUCACUAAUGACAUUUUGGAGAUUAUGUAUUUAGGUUUCUUUACCAGUCGCAUUGUGGGUUACUGGAGUGACCAUAACCUGACGGUUGCCCCCCCCCGUCCCCGCGCUCGGUGAGUUGGUUUCGUCUGGAGGAUGGGCGGGGCUCUGAUGCAGCUCAGUCUGAAUCAGCUGCCUAAAUUCCCUCGUUUUCAGCAAGCCGCAGCGUCUGUAGCGCGUGACUGUGUAGUAGUUAUAUUUGCUCAGUCUAAGCUUAUGGAAACGGACCUCUGCAGAAAUGUGCGCGAACGUCUUCGGCAUGUUGAAAAGCCUGUUUGGGAAGCCCUUUGAUGGUGGGAAGAGGACCAUGGAUCAUGGCAACCAACAGCAACAGCAACCACAGACACAGUACAUGGCAGGGCCAUUCCAGGCAUUCAUGGGCCCUCAGGGUCCAUUCCCUGGGCCCCACCCCACACUUGUGCGCCUGGAUGAGCUGCAAAGGGAAGCUGUGGCGUUAGGACAGCAAGUCUGUUCCUACAGUGGCCUGCAGAGUGACAGAGAGUAUAAACGACUUGAGCGGGAGCUUGCGCGACUCCAGCUGGAGGUGGAUCAGGUGGAGACAGAGGGACGGAUGGAGCUGCAGCACGCUCGGAAGCGGGUAGCGGGGGAGGUGGAGGGAUUAUUGCGCUACCUGGAGGGUAAUGCUUCCCACCCAUCUCGAUUAGCCAUAGAGGAGCUGAGCCAGGAGGCACAAAGGCUCCUGCUGGCUGGGGUGGUGGCUCCGUUUCGGCAAGGACAGGCUCAGGAUGUAGCGGAGAGUGGUGAGGACCUUGUGGAGGCUGUGCAGGAUGUGGCAAUGCGCUUGGCCCAGAUCAAGACGGGCGGAAGUGUGCCACUCAGGAAGGCCCGGUACCGCGCUCUUACCCGAGUCUGUGCAGUACAGGAUGUACUGGAGGGCCGCGUUCGCACUCACACACUUGCGCUGCCACUGUCUGAUGACACCCACGAGGCUGUGGAGCGCAUCAAUCAUGUGAUGGUGCAGGUGAGUGGUGCCCGUUGUCAGCUGGUUGCUCUGCUGAUGGGGUUGAGUGGGCGGGAUAGCUGUGCCCACCUAGCACGUGUCCUCACUGAGCUGUUAGUGGAGCUGGAUGCACUAGAUGUGUCCAGUAACUCAGCCGUCAGGAACUACAGGAAGCAGGUGGUAGAAGAGAUCAACGGACUCCUUAAACACCUUGACCUGGAGGGGGAGGGAGAUGACACUCGCAGGUAUGACCUGACGCAAAACGACUCCAUCCGUGAAAUCGAGGCCAUCCGAGGCCGUGUGUCUGUGCUGCGGGGAGAAGUACUGAGACAGGGUAUAGCAGGCCAGGGGGUGGAGCUUCAGAGUCUUCUAACUCAUCUUGACCAAGUGGACACCGGACGGAACCCCUGCAUACGAGAGGCACGGCGAAGAGCCGUUCUGGAGAUCCAGGCAGUCAUCACCUAUAUUGACCUCCGGGAAGCUCUCGGCCGCCGGAACCCCGGACAAGAUGAACCCCCACCUCAUGCAGCCGUGUGGCGUGUUCUUGCCAGCCUCUCCGAGUUGCACUUCCAGGUGCUCGGCUUUGAUGGCAAGAGAGCUGACAAGAGCUACAUGAUGCUUGAGGAGUUGCUGACCAAGCAGCUUCUGGCUCUGGAUGCUGUAGACCCUCAGGGGGACCAGGGAACAAAAACUGCUCGUAAACAAGCAGUCAAAUAUGCCCAGAACAUCCUCGGCUACCUGGACAUGAAGACAGAUGAGUGGGAAUACUGAGAGAGUAAAAGCAGAAUACUGGAAAGGUUCACUUGCACAAAGUGCUUUGAAAAUGUUUUGUGCCUAGUUAACGGCAUAGUGGCUGAGGACUUGCACAAGUUCAAUUUGUAUAUAAAAGACUAGAUGGUAAAAAUUUCCCUACAUGCACUGCAGUUGCUGCUUUUUUUUUUGUCUGGUUAUUAUCCUAGUCAUUGAUCAGUGGGCCAGUUGUUACUGACAACAGCAGUUUUGUUCACUAAACUGUCUGCAAGCAAACCUAUGCAGCAUUUGAGUGUUCUUGUUAUGAUUCUGGCUCCACAAUGUGCUUUUUUGUGCUUUCGAGUGCAUCCUUUUUCAUCGUUUACUUUGUGCUCGGUGUGGUAUGGAGCUAAACCGCUCUUUUGCUGCCAAAAUCUUGCUGCCCAUUUGCCCACUUGUCUAUAAGGAGCAUGUCAGGAGGAAGUUCACCUACAGUCUUUACUUAGUGUAGUUGCAACACAAGACUGUAUUCCUGUGUACACAAUUACUUUUCUCAUUAGUAUGGGAGUGAUUAAUCACAUGGCAUAUACAAACAUUUGAGAAAAAAAAUUUGCUCUGUAGAUUGGCUGGUCUGAACAAGUAGCGUAGAAAGAUCUGUUCACAAGAUUUAGUCACAGGAUUUAGAAUUUUCACCCAAAUGUUUAAUAAUAUCAAAAUUAUUCUGGGGGGGCGGGGGGUGGGGGGGGCUCUUGAGCUCUUGACAAAAUGCAUCCAAUACCUAUAAAUUUCAGCUUUUGGGAAGUGUCCGGUUUCAAGAGGUGUAUGGUGGUGAGAAACAGUGCCUGAAGAUGAUCACAAAGAGAUUAUCUUGAGAAAAUCAAUCUACUUACAAAUCUUACAUCAUCUAAUGAAGUUACAGCAUGAUUGAAAAGGGGAACAAAUCAGUUUAGCCGUUGUGUGCAGAUAGAGCGAAGGCUUUUAUACCGCUUGUCAUUGUUAGGAGUAAACUACGUCUCUGUGCCUUUUAGGCAGUGUGUGUGUGUGUGUGUGUGUGUGUAUGUGUGUGUAUGUAUAUCAUGAUGCUGAACAAAGUAGACAGGAGAUUCUAGAACAUUCCACACAGAUGUGAUGGCGUGUCACAGGCUAUCAAAAUAGCACCUAAAAAUCGUUCAGCCCCUUUCCCUAAUGGUCAGGGUUGUCAUGGUUACAAACAUCAGGGCUUUGUCCCCUCCUCCUGCCGAGUUCAUCAGAGUAUUUCCCUCUGAAUAUGCAGUGAGUCAUGCUGCAUGAUCAGAUUAGCGCAUCAGCUUUGACUAACCUGACUCUCAUCAACCCAAUCAUCCAACAUUCCAUCAUCAAUUCUUUUCUCUGUUUCUUUUUUUUCUUCCAGUUAAACAUUCUCCAUUCCAUCAUUCUUUCCUGAUAUGUUUAAAAUAUUGUAUUCACACCUUUGGAAGCAGAUAGCUGUCUUAACCUAAGAGUUCUUUUGGCUGCAACUACUGGCCAUGAGCGAAGACCAGUAUCAGAAAGUAUAAGAAAAUGGGGUCAUUUGGAGUACACUGAAAUAACUGAGGAUGUGAUGCAAAAAAAAAGGGCAGAAAAUUGGGACAGGGAAAUGAAGCUGUGAAAUACACAGUGUAUUGAAAUUAGGAAGUAAAGAAAAAGCCAGAUGUGGUAACUGUCCAGGGGUUUGUUGUGGUCUCAUAGUCUGCGUCUGUCAUUGUGACAUUCUCUCUUCAUAGGGUGUUGUCUGAGUUUGUGGUGGCCGUUGUGUCAGUCAAGCUGAAAAAUUUGUAACCCACACAAAGCCAAAUACUGAACUAAAUGCAGACUGAAAAUCCAAUCAAAAUGCUUCACUUAACGUCUGUCUGGACAGCUACAACAAAGCAUAUAAACGCUCUCAUAUUUGCACAUUACAUCCAGUUUAGUGGCUCUCCCAGACCCACACAGUGGUACCAUAUAAUUGUGCCAAUUUUCCAGUGCCAGCAAGUGUGAAAGUGAUUUGAGUUCAACACCUAUGAAUGUUGCAGUGUUUUUCCAACACAAGCCAUGUUUCAAAUUAGCUCAGUGCUGGUUGGUUUUGAGAAGAAUUCAAAAUGUUGUUUUUUCCCCUCAACAGCUCUGUGCACUCUCUCCUUUUUCUGUGAAAGUCAUGCAAUCAUCUCAGUGAAGCUGUCUCCAUGGUGACAAUAAAAUGUGUGGUUUUGCCUCAAAAAAAUAUACAUAACAUACAGUGUAUACACUGUGUUUGGGUCUAUGAGAGGUAAUGUUGAUAUUUUGAGUGGUACGUAGGACAGGAAUUCAUGUUACAGAAUAUUAGAAGUCCUUUGCUCUUUAAACACUCAUCAUAUUCAGUUGAGUGGUUUAAUCCAGAAGCAUUGUCCAUGUCCAUUUCUGUAGCAUCUUUGAUACAAAGCAUUGCUGAAUUUCAGUACAGGAGAUCCAUGUCUGAUCUGGUGCUAAAACACUCAAAUGGUUUACUUGUGACUUGUACUACAGAAUAUUAGCUUUUUCUACAACAACGUAGCAUAGGCUGGCACACAGUAACAGCUGUUUGUUUGUCUAGCAAACCCAGAUGUUUAGAUGUCCCUGGUGGAUGGACGCAGGUGAAUUGAUAGAAAUUCCAGCUGGCUGACAGAUACUGCAGAUGACCCGCUACAUCUCGAAGUAUGUAAUAAGCUAUAAAGCACUUUCAGUUCAGCGGAUUUUAGUUUCAUCCCAUGCUCACUCCUCUCUAGUGCCAAAAUAAAAAGUGUGUAUGCUCCCAGCAUAUCACAUAAACCACAAAGAACAUCAGCUGCAUAGAUCUAGAAUGUAAUGAGGAAUGUCCUAUUUCUGUGGUACCAAAGGUUAUUUUGAGCUUCCCUCUUCCUAACCUUGCAUAAUGAUUUGGUAUUAAAGAAAGACAAAUAAAAGAGAAGGGAAAUGAGUUUGUUAGUAGUUUUUCUUUUACUUAUCCUACCACUUGAAUGCAGAACGUGUUUAUGUGGUCAGGUUUACAGAAUACUUUUCUCAGUGUUACAUUACAAUUUGUUGAUUGUGUGAGGCUUGCUUUGUGUGCUAGAUGGAGUACACUUGUACAGAAAAAGCACACAGUUUUGAACAGCUGUAUGAAUGUGUUGAUUAACUGGAGUAUUUAAAUUUUAUUUAUCUCUGUAGGGAAGGUGAUAAAUAAAAGGUGAAUAAAAA
Messenger RNA from Hemibagrus wyckioides, 5348 nucleotides. RefSeq names its product BCL2 associated athanogene 5 (gene bag5). Gene Ontology annotation, cellular component: membrane; cytoplasm; cytosol. NCBI's taxonomy places the organism in Eukaryota, Metazoa, Chordata, Actinopteri, Siluriformes, Bagridae. The transcript has 5 exons. Gene Ontology annotation, molecular function: protein-folding chaperone binding; adenyl-nucleotide exchange factor activity. The record is from RefSeq and is a predicted model, not a curated record. The coding region runs from base 708 to 2201 and encodes 497 amino acids. Gene Ontology annotation, biological process: negative regulation of protein ubiquitination; regulation of inclusion body assembly; protein stabilization.